This is a messenger RNA of Numida meleagris (helmeted guineafowl), 1681 nucleotides long. It is a transcript of the gene CIMIP4, whose product is annotated as testis expressed 33. The transcript is spliced from 6 exons. Lineage: Eukaryota; Metazoa; Chordata; Aves; Galliformes; Numididae. The coding region runs from base 549 to 1589 and encodes 346 amino acids. The record is from RefSeq and is a predicted model, not a curated record.
CGCAAGUCCGUGGUGUAGUGCAACAGAUGAAAAUUCUGGGACUAGUUCUGGGUGCUGAAUACAGGAGGGCCAGGCUUUGGUUCUGUUAUUGACUGGACGUGAUGCUGUUUGCCAGCCAACCAAUUCCCUUUUCCAAUGUGGAAAAUGGGGGCCUCUCUGAUGGGGAUCAGUGAGCUCACAUGAACCGUCUGGAAAUGGUAUAUAAGAUCCAGUUCUGCUGAAAUAAAGUCUUGUAGAUUAUCAGGAUUGCCUCGCGAAUGUCUCCAAGAAAUCCUAUACAUGUGAUGAAGACUUACGGACACAGACAUGAGUCCCCUUCCUUUUUGUAUUUUUUUUCCUGUUUGUUUUUGGUUAUGUUUUUUGAUCAGCAAGGAUGCUGCUCAUCUUUGCCAUGUUUCUUCUGUUUCCCAUAGUGACUACAGCUCAUAGAGGGAGGGUUGUUCCCUAGCAACUGUUCCUGCCUUUCAGCCUUCAGACCACCUCCAUAGGCUGGACUUCAGCAGGACCUUCCUGCUUGUAAGAAUCACUGUGGCACCCCAUCAGGGACCAUGGACCAGGAGGAAGAGGCGACGGUAGAGGUCCCAGCAUGCCCUGGACUUGAUGUGGCCCAAGGUGACUCUGUGCUGGCCAACAGUGCAUCAGUGGAACCUGAGGAAGGGAAAAACAAGCAUCUUCCAGCAGGCUUAAGUCUCAGCAGACAGAGAACAUCCCAAAAGACUUCCAGCAGAGCCUCUUGCAAGAUCUCCAAAAGCCCAACAGCUCAGGUAACAAUGAAGAAUUCCACAUAUAUUAAAUCCAAGGCAUCUCCUUCUGUAAAGUAUAUUCAGACUAAAAGACAGAGUAAACAGCAUCUCCAAGCCAAAACUCCCCACAUGCAGAAUCAUCAUUCAAGAACAGUUGAAGAAGAAAGAGAAGAUACUUCUGCCACCAAAGACCCGAGAAGCAGGAACAGCAUUUCCCGUCUGUCUGCAGCAUCCAGGCAGAGAGAGGCAGAGAACACCAAAUACAUGUCAAACAGCAAAGAGCUAGUAGCAGGCCAGCAGCAAACCUCAGGUUCUAAAAUGCCUGGAUCUCCGUGGAAGACCACCAAAGCCAAGGAGAUCUGCAGGAGUGCCAGUGAGUCCCUGUCAUCAUUAGCGCCAGAUAUGAAAGCAGAGUGGAAGGUGCCUCUGGAGAAGAAAUACAGUUUCACCCAUGACAACAGCAAAAAUAAAUUUGCCAGUGUAGAUGAACUUACCAGCAAUGAAGAGGCACGGCGAUCUCUGUGCAUGGCAGCGCUCGUCAUGGGACAGAAAAGACUCAGCGACCGCUCUGAGAUGCUAAAAAAAAAGCAGGAGCCAUUUUCUGAUUACAACGAGCUGGGUUUUAACCUGAGGUCAAAUAUCUUCCAAGGUGGCCCACUGGAAAGCAGAAGCUUGAUGAAAGAUUCCUACACGCCUGAUGUAAUUCAGAAGGCAACCAGAGAUCCCAGGAACUGGCAUGGAAGGAGGAUUGACGAUCUAGGGAAGUGGCAUCAGAAAAAUGCCCUAAAUCUUAACCUGCAGAAAGCAUUGGAGGAUAAAUAUGGGAAGAAAAAAGCCAAGCCCUAGAAGAUGAAGGUUAAGUACUGAAUUGCAUUCACCAGCCGAUCUUCUUCAGCCAUCUAAUAAACUUCCACGCAGAGCACAAACCCAUGGCUUAA